Messenger RNA from Thermothielavioides terrestris NRRL 8126, 2868 nucleotides. RefSeq lists its product as uncharacterized. Bases 540 to 2765 code for a protein of 741 amino acids. NCBI's taxonomy places the organism in Eukaryota, Fungi, Ascomycota, Sordariomycetes, Sordariales, Chaetomiaceae. The transcript has 2 exons. The record is from RefSeq and is a predicted model, not a curated record. Gene Ontology annotation, cellular component: lipid droplet.
GUGUGAACGAGUUAAUCUUAACUCCCGAGGUAACCUUACCCGGUAAUCCGCAUUUAUAAGGUAAAUGCCAUCGGAUAUCAUGCCACUCCAGCCCCUGCACCUGUAAUGGCGAGCGCGGCCGCCCCCAGCAAUUUGCCGCAGUUCACCCACGCCAGGCCAGAAGGGAUACCAGAACUGACAGGCAAGUGGGACACCGUCACCUUCCUUCACACAUGAGUCCCAGUCAAUCCUCCCGCGUCCAAGAGCCGACGCGACAUUGGAGUGCAGCUUCUUCCACACGAACCUGAGUCCCGCGCCGGCCAGCUCGCGUGCGCCCGACAACCCCAACAGCCGCGCAGCAGGCAUCUCAAUUCUUGCUGCACCAAUCCGACGGCGCGGCUCCACGAUCAUGGUUGCGCCGACGCGACAACGCUCACGAUUCCCCUAGCCGCUCCCGAGUCGCUCCCUACCUUAGCUGUCGCUGUCCUAAUCAUUCGCGCUCUCUCUCUCUCGAAAACCGAACGUGGCUGUGCUUUUUGGGUCACGCCCUAGCUGCCGCCAUGGCCGCAUCCCGUCGCGGGCAGCCCCCCCUCUCGGUCCGCCUGCCGCCGCCCUCGCCCGUCGUUCCCGCCGAUCUGCCGCCCGUCUCGGCCCUGUUCCUGAUCGACUUCGACGUCAAGGCCGGCUACACCAUUGUCUGGAAGCGGGCCGCGCCGGGGCUUGAGCUGGAGGGUACCGUCGAGUACAAGAGCCUGCCGUCCGGCCUCCACACCGUGCCCGACGACCUCAUCUACUUUGUCCACGAUGGCGGCCACGCCGGCCUCAGCGCCUUCGUCAACACCCCGACCGAUGAGGAGGAGACACGUCACGCCCGCAUGAUCGCCGUCGGCGUGCUGGUGCCCCUCAGCUACGGCCGCCUCGGGAGGGCCUGGCGCCACGCCGAGGGCUUGAAGGAGAUCGCCGCCCAACUCGCCGCCGACCGCAAGCAGACGCAGCUGCUGGAGGACUACUGGGACAAGCACGGAGUGCGCGAGACGACGGCGCUGCAGCCGCUGAAAGACACCCCGCUUGAGUCGCCCGUCCUCAGCAUCAAGGCGAGCCGCCCGGGACUCGGCCGUGGACAUGCCAGGAAUCGCUCCGCCUCGGACGGCACAGCGCUGGUCCCGCCCGGUCACCGGCUCUCGCCUUUCCACCCUGCUUGGAGCCUCACAUCGCUGCUGGACACGUUCGGCCCAUUGAUCUUUCCUAUCCACCGCGCUGCGCUGCUGCGCAAGCGUAUCUUGAUUUCCUGCCAUGCCCCCGUGCAUGAGGUGUGCAACUUUGUGUAUGAUAUCUCGGUCCUGUCCAAUAUACCCCUGUCUGUUUGCGACGUAAUAGAGCCCUCGGCCCCGGUUCAGCGGCUCCGACCACUCUUCACUAUUGGCGUACAUGACAUAUCCUAUCUGCUCGAGCACCAGGCCGCAUUGAAGCGGCCCGCGCGAGGCGAUAAUCCCGACGGGGCCGGCAGCAUUGAUGACACCGGUUCGGGAUGGGUCGCCUGCACGACCGACAGCAUCCUCGCCAUGAAGGAGGGCCUCUGGGACAUGCUCAUCACCAUGCCGCCGCCUUACUCCGCCAAUGCGAAGCAGCGCGUCUGGCCUACGGUCGAAUGCCCCAAGGGCGUGCCCGUGAAGGCCACGCAGCGCGACCUGCGCCGUUUCCGCUCCCUCCGCCUCGGCCUCGCGCGCCUCGCCGCAUCACACCACACCCACGCUCCCUCUCACCCUCCCCCACCACCUCCCAACCCGCGCAGCCCCCGCUCCGAAGCGAGCGACUCUCCCGCCCCGACAACCCCAGCCAUCCGCCUCUCCAGGAAACCCGCCGGCUCCUCCCGCUCGGGGACAGCCUCCGGCGCCGCCGCCGGAGACCGCCCGCCUACCGUGGGCUCACUAUCAUCCACAGCAGCAGCAGCAAUCGCCCCCGAGAGCGGCGACGAUACGGACGCGAUCGUCGAGCCCACCACCUGGGCGGCGCUCGCCUACAACGGCUUCAUGUGGUGGGCCUCGGCCGGCGAGAAGCGCCACGGCGACGAGGUCGACGAGCAGAGCCGCGACGCCGCCCUGCUUGCCGACCUCGCCCCGCCGCUGUCUGCGGAGUCGCCCGUUAUGGGGGCGCCGCAGCAGCGCCGGAGGCGGUCGUCUAGUUUCGCCAGGGGUGGGACGAGUGGUGCGGGGACGGUGGAUGAGUUGGCUGGUGCCGCUGCGGGGCAUGAUGGUGCUGGUGAUGAGCGUGGUGGGGAGCCUGCCGUCGACGGCAGUGAGCACGGUGGGGAUGACGAGGAGGAGCAGGAAGAACGGCAGGAGCAGGAGGAGGAGGAAGAGGAAGCCCAGGCGCGCGUCGAGCUUGCCGUGGUGGCGUACUUCCACCGUCUGACGACCUCGCUGUUGUCCGUGCUGGCGGACAUUGUCGACUCGUCGGACGAGGACGACCUCUUGGACGUGGACGUGGACACCGGCGCCGACUUUGACGGGCCGGCGGGGCUGGGCCAGGGGGCGGAGGACCACCGCCGCCGUGGCGGGCAUCCGGAAGAGCAGGCGCGGUUGCUGGGCGCCGCCGGGCCGGCCGGGGGCGGGAGCACGAGCAGGGGCUGGGUGAGAGUCGAUAGCGAGGCGCUGGCGGCCAUGGGGCUGGAUGUUUGGAGCCAGGCGGACGCGGCCUUCGUUAGGGAGCUGUCGGCUAGGUAUUUCUCGCGCCGGGCGCAUGUCGAGACGAAGGGUUUGGAGAUUUGCGGGGUGAGGGUUUGUUAGUGUCGGCUGUGGCUUGGCUGAGCGGCGGUGGUUGCUUGUGUCUUUUACGAAGUGUAUUCUCUCGCCAUGGUUGUUGCGGCGGUGGUCUCUCAAAAGGGUAAUA